AUGUUUCAAUAAAUUAAGUAUAUGUAAUUAGAAACAGAAUUAACUGAAUAUGAUGCUCAAUCAAAUUCAUCACCAAAUUCUCCAAAAAAAGAAGGCACAUAUAAAACCUUUAGAGCAGAUUAAAAAUGCAAAACUAUAUUAAUGAUUGUAUUUUAUAUUUGUUCAUUUUUUUAAUUUGAUGGGUGGUAAAGCAUUAUAUUUGUCGGAAUAUAUGUGUUAAUGCUAAUAAAUAAUAGAAAGAAUAUAAUUGAUUUAGUUUUUGUCAUGAUAGCAUUGAUAUUAAGUAUUACUAAUUUAUGUGUUGAAUACAAUUUGUUAGGGAUUUCAUAGAUAAUAAUGAGUUUAAAUAUAUUAACAUAUCCUUUUUCAUAAAGAAUGAUAAAAGAAAUUAAAUUGGUUUGGUUUGAAAUAAAAAAUUUAUCAAUAACAAUGUUUUUUAUUUUGUGUUUAUGUGCUUAUUCAACAACUGCUUAUUAUGAUGAUGAUAUUGAAUUAGAAAUGUAUUAUGGUACAUUUGGUAGAUCAGUAUUAACUUUUGUAUAAGCCUUAAGUUUGGAUGAUUGGGCUUAAAUAGGAAGAGAAUCUGAUGAUUUGUUUGGAUAUUUUAUAUUGUGUAUUUAUAUUCUUUUAAUGACUUAUUUCUAUUUAAAUAUAAUGAUGGGUAUAUUGAUUGAAACAUUAUAAUUUGAGAAAAAAGGUAAUCAUUUAGAUGAUCCUUUUAAUUAUGAAAUUCAUUAAUAAUAAAUAUUAUCUGAAUUAAUUAAAGAAUAGAAUUUAUUUGAUAAAUGUAUUAUUGGUAAUUAUUAUGAAUUUAUUGUGUUCAUAAUAAGUUUUGGAGGAAUAUUCAUUUCAAUACUUGAACAUUUUGAUCAUGGAGAUAGUACAAGCGAAUUAGUAAUUGAAUUGAUAGAUGAUGGAUUGUAUACAAUACAUUUUAUAAUAUUGAUAAUUAAGAAAGGUCCAAUUUAUGAUUUAGAAAGAGAAAACAAAAUUGUUAUGCUUUUACAUUUUAUAGCAGGGUAUAGUGAUUUUUUAGUAUUAUAGUCCUUUGUCUUUAAUUUUUUCAUUGUUUUUUCUUGAAAUAGGUUGUUUAUUAAAUUUAUUAAAAAUUGCAACUACCCCAUCUAUUAAAGGUAUAUUUGUUGGAACUAUCGAUAUGUUACCUUUAUUAAUGCCAUAAUUUACAGAACUAUUUGGAAUUUUAAUGUUUAUUGCUAGUAUAUUGACUUCUAAUUAUUUUGCAUAUACAGGAUUAAAAUAAUAAGAGUAUUUUUCAUCUUUUUGGGGGUCUUUCUAUACUCUUAUUUAAAUCAUGACAUUAGAUGGUAUUAUUUUCUUAAUAUAUUUUAUUAAGAUUGGGGGAAUAUUGUUGAACCAAUGUAUUCAAAGCAUGGAUUUAUAUUACCUUAUAUAAUUAUUCCAGCUUAUAUAUUUUUAAGUAAUUUUAUUAUCUUGAAUACUUUAAUUGCAUUAAGUUGUGAAUAUUUUGUAGAAGUCAAAUAUUAUUCUAUUGAAAAAGAUCAAAGUGAUGUUAGAUGUUCUCAAUUUGUUACUAUCAAUGAAUUGAAGAAUUAUUGUAAAUAAAAUUAAAGUAAUUUAUAGUAUCAUCAUACUUAAGUGCCUUUAAAUAUUCCAUAUGUCAUUUUUGGUUAGCAUGAAUAAUUAAACUCUAAAAUUAAAUCAGACACCAUAAUUUAAAUUUAAUAUAGGAAUCUUUUAUUUACUGCUCAGGUAACUUAAUAAUCUGAUGAGUUAUGA
This is a messenger RNA of Paramecium sonneborni, 1758 nucleotides long. The record is from the annotation of a GenBank genome assembly. Lineage: Eukaryota; Ciliophora; Oligohymenophorea; Peniculida; Parameciidae.